ACUCGCGAGCUUCGUUUUCUCAGCUCCUGCUGUAGCUGCUAGUUGCGCUUGCUCGUCGCCGAGUCUUCAUGCUCACUCCGUCGACUCUCACCAUCGCUGCUUCUUCUCCGUGCGGCUGCGAGCUAGCUUCGUUCUGUUUUCGAGCUAGUGCUGACUUCGACCUGGUGUACAGAAGUUCAGAAUGCCUGUUAGGGAGUACGAGCUUCUCUUUGGCUCUUAACCUGAUAUUAGAGUCCAAGCUGUUGCGACGUUGGUCAAGAGAGUGCCCUUGGUUGCAAAGAAGUUGCUGCAUUUAUACGAAAUAAGAUAACAAGUACUUAGGCCACAAUGAGACUCCAGAGACAAGUUCUUAUGACUACUGCGGACUUGAUUUGUCCGUUCUCUAUUGUUUCUAAAGUUUUUUAAAUGAAAUCUAUUGCUCAAUCUAGAUCAUCACCUUUAGAACUUCAUACAGUGAAGGGUCGAUGUCGGUUUUAGUCAGUUGUUAGUGGUUGGACUGGGUGAGGCAGCCGCUAAAUAUUUGUGGAAGUGACGGAUUUUUCAUUGUUGACGAACGAAUGGCGGGAGUCAACCUCUUCCCCUCCUUGCGAGGGGCACAACUCGUUUUCAACACAAUGGUGUGUUUUACCCUUCUACUUCCUCUUGCACUUGGCACUGUUGCCUCUGAGAGUUUGGUAACUGCAGCAGCCUCAAAAGUUCCGGCAGUACCUGUCCCGGCACCUGUUCGUGCACCAGCACCUGCUCCUAAAAUUCUAACUCUCCACGAAAAAGUGGUAACGUCCUUGCGAUCAGCUGGUCACUAUGGUGCUAUCGCUGGUCUUCUUGACAGCCUCCCUAAUAACAACAUCAUCAAGACGGGGAUGACACUUUUAGCUCCAAACGAUAACGCUUUCAGCAACGUUCUGAUGAAUUCCACCACUUACCUGACCACUCUCUUAACUUACCACGGAGCAGCGAAGGUCUACAGCUACGAGGGACUUUUGAAUCUUCCCGUGGGCACGAAGAUUCCAUCUACUGCAGCGAACGUAGUAAUAGUUGUCACGAGCAAUUCAAAAGGCGCCUACAAAUUGGAUGACUCCCAAAUUGUUGACCCCGAUAUUUUUGUAGACAAUACGGUUGCUGUUCAUGGUAUCGACAACGUGCUGAACACGGCGAAAUACAACAAGGGAGUUGUAGCACCUGAAGCUGCUCCUGCCCCGGUGGAUGCAAGUCCAAUUGCUCCUGCUCGUGCUGGUCCUCCUGCUCCCCCAGGUUCCAUUGUAAACCCUGGUGGAUCCGGAGGAGACGCUACAGAUGGCCCCAGUUACUCCCCUGAUUCGACUCCGCAGUUGAUAAAUCCGAAUGGUGCCUCAGUCGUCCCCAAGUCCAGCCUUCUCGAUGUUUCACUGAUAGCGUUGUGGUUAUUUCUAAUUCCAGUACUUGCUUGGUAGCCUAUAAGAGCCCAGACGUUUUCGUACGUAUAUAGUUUGAAAAGUUGUCACUAUGGAGAGUAAGUUGUAGAUUUUUGUGUUUGCCGAGCGUAGGCGCAUCCAUGCCCACAUGCUUCACGAUUAAACAGAACCCAAGCCCCAUUCUUACACUAGAGUAGUUGUUCAUAAGACUUUAUUGAAGUUUGGGAAUCCUUUUGUUGGUGCCAGCUCCAUUUCUGAUAUACGUUCCUGUGUUCUUGAAGUUAAAUGGAAUUUUCAUCCGUCAAGAUCGUUGGCUUGUCGUUUCUCAGUA
Messenger RNA from Physcomitrium patens, 1722 nucleotides. Lineage: Eukaryota; Viridiplantae; Streptophyta; Bryopsida; Funariales; Funariaceae. The record is from RefSeq and is a predicted model, not a curated record.